This is a messenger RNA of Cooperia oncophora, 480 nucleotides long. The record is from the annotation of a GenBank genome assembly. NCBI's taxonomy places the organism in Eukaryota, Metazoa, Nematoda, Chromadorea, Rhabditida, Trichostrongylidae.
UUGAGUUGCACUGUGGACCACUUACGAAUUCGAAGAAUUGAACGUCUCCGAAAUGCCAAAUGCGCCAGAGAAACCAUCCCUCGUGAUCAAAGAUGCCUUUCUAUCUUCAUUUCUGGUUUUCAGGACCAUGUCAGGACGUAUACCGUAGUUGCAAGCGAUGGCGGGAAGAAGAGCGCUGCUCAUGGACUAGGCCGAUAUCACCGUUCUUCACCGAUAACUGCGCACUUUCGUGCGGAUUGUGCCGCAGUAGCGGGAGAAAAUUACUGUAUCUUUACCAUCACCGAUUUAGGGUUACCAAUAACACUACCGCCGAUUCUUGACAAUAUUGCGUGGUUUGUCGGCAGAUGGGAAUGCAAAACAACGCAAGGCGAAAAUUUCCCUGAAGCGCUCUCAGGACCUUAUCGGGAAAUUCUCGAAGUGCAAAUUUCGGAUGUUCCGAUGUUUGAUCGACCACCAGUGAACAUAAGGCAAGCCUUUUAA